Paramecium primaurelia is the source of this 541-nucleotide messenger RNA. The record is from the annotation of a GenBank genome assembly. Lineage: Eukaryota; Ciliophora; Oligohymenophorea; Peniculida; Parameciidae.
AUGAUGGAAGAAUAAAAAUUGAAUGAGAUUCAAUUGUCUCAAUUUGCUGCAGAUAAAUUGAAGAAGUAAGCUUUGGAAUAUAAGAGACUUUAAGAAUCAUUUUCAAAGAGAUUUUCAUCUAAUAACAACAAUCAAUUUUACAUUUUAAGCCUAAAGUAAUUUUUAAAUAGAAAAUUUAAGCUGGCUUAAUUAAUGGAAAAAAUAUGUCUCCUAUGAUGAGAUUGUUGCCAACAAGGCACCAUGUUUGUAUUUUGGCAGAAUAACACUUGAUAGAAUUAAUGAUGAUUUGUAGGAGAAUGUGAUGAAAUGCUUUCUGUAUGAUCCUAUAAAGACUCAUCCAUGGAAUACAUUUAUGAAAUAAGAAUGUUAGGAAAAUGUUGAUUAUAUAGUUAUUGAUAAGGAUAUUUGGGAUUUUUUUACAUCUUAUUAUUCAGGUAUAUCAAUAAUCAGACCAUCUAAUGGUAAUGGAAAAGACAAAUAAGUGGCUGUAAAUUUAUUAAGAGUAUAAAAUAAAAUCAUUUUUAGUUUAAAUGUGUAUUGA